ACGAAUCAGUACUGCUUUAGUUUUUGGAGAAGCAAGAAUAAAUAUUACUGACCUAUUCUCGAUAUACAUUCUAUAAAGAAAGAAUACGACUUUUUAUAUUCUUACAAUUAGAAUAUAUAAAGAAAAGUAGAAUGAAGAAUGCUAUCGUGCUUGCUACGUGUUUGCUAAUUACGGUAGUUUAUGCAGCUGAUCCUGAACAAGUGCGAAAAGUUCGUUCAACUUUAGCAGAAUGUGCAAAAACAUUUCCAAAGUGUGGAAAUGACCCAAAGGACUCCCUUAUGUGUCUUGAUGCUUGGAUUUGUACAUUAGGAAAGUUUGACGCAAUUGAUAAAAAUGGUGCAAUGGUAGAUAAAAAGGCUAUUGAGUUUUGUAACAAUCUAAUCUCUGAUUCUAAUAACGUGGCUCAUUGCGAAAAGGUAGCCAAUGGGUGCUUUGAGAAAGGAAAUCAAAGUUCAGGAUCCGACAACGAGAAAACCCGAGUUAAAUUGGAAUGUGCAAUAGAAGCUGGUCUACCAAACCUUAUUGAUGAGCCAAAAUAAAA
Monomorium pharaonis (pharaoh ant) is the source of this 541-nucleotide messenger RNA. RefSeq names its product venom allergen 2. The record is from RefSeq and is a predicted model, not a curated record. The coding region runs from base 132 to 539 and encodes 135 amino acids. NCBI's taxonomy places the organism in Eukaryota, Metazoa, Arthropoda, Insecta, Hymenoptera, Formicidae. The transcript has 6 exons.